CACUCUCUCUCUCUCUUUAAGUCUGAUAAACAGUCAGUCAGUCGUCACAGUGGUAAGUAAGUGGUAAUAAUAAUUAUAACACCAAAAAAAUAAAACUUUCAAACCAAAAUGCAUCACAGUGUGCAGCAGAAAUCAUCUCAUUUCUAGCAUUCCCCAUUUUCAUCUUUCAGCUAAUGUUGAUAUUUUUUUUCUCGUUCUGAGGAGGAAAAAGGCAAAGAAAAUGAAGAAUUCUACUGAAGCUAAACAUUUGAUUGGUAAUGGAAUAAGGAGAUCAGAAGAUACAUUAGCUCAUAAACUCUCAGCUAAAACGUCAGUUUUUAGUAUAAGACUUUAUGUUCUAAUUGGAGUUUGUGUUGGUCUUCUGGUUUUAGCUAUACUGCUCUUAAUAUUUCUCUGUUGUUUUCGGAGAAAAUCGAUUAAACGGAGAAUGAGGAUAAAACAUUGUUCAGGUUCAACUCCGAUGAUUUCUAAAGAGAUUCUUGAGAUUCUUGAUGAAGGCAUUAGGUUAAAAGAAUCAAACGAGUUUAUUGAUUGUGAAAAAAAUGAAGUAAUAGUCCAGCAACAUCAUAAUAAAGUUAUGAAAAAUGGAAGUUUAGGGAGUUUGUUAUCUGGAGGUAGUAGUCAUGAGAGUUCUUCAUCUGGAGGUUCUUCAGUUGAAGUACCAGAUCUUGGAUGGGGUAGAUGGUAUACGUUAAGAGAACUUGAAACCGCUACCGACGGAUUUUCUGAUGAAAAUGUGAUUGGUGAAGGUGGAUAUGGGAUUGUUUAUCGAGGAGUUUUGCCUGAUUCUUCUGUAAUUGCAGUCAAAAAUCUUCUAAACAAGAAGGGACAGGCAGAAAAGGAGUUCCAAAUUGAAGUUGAAGCCAUUGGAAAAGUAAAGCAUAAAAACUUGGUAGGUCUUAUUGGGUAUUGUGCAGAAGGGACUCAAAGGAUGCUCAUAUUCGAAUACAUGGACAAUGGGAAUCUGGAGCAGUGGUUGCAUAGCGAUGAGGGGCCUGUGAGCCCUCUUACGUGGGACAUUAGAAUGCAGAUUGCAGUAGGAACUGCAAAGGGAUUAGCUUAUUUGCACGAAGGGUUAGAACCAAAAGUUGUACACCGUGAUGUCAAAUCUAGUAAUAUUCUUCUUGAUAAAAAGUGGAAUCCCAAAGUCUCAGAUUUUGGAUUGGCUAAGCUCUUGGGAUCAGAUGCAAGCUAUGUGACUACACGCGUAAUGGGGACAUUUGGAUGUGUGGCACCAGAUUAUGCAAGCACAGGUAUGCUAAACGAGGCCAGUGAUGUGUAUAGUUUUGGAGUUCUACUCAUGGAACUAAUAUCAGGAAGAACCCCCGUUGAUUAUGCUAGACCAGCUGGAGAGGUAAACUUGGUCGAGUGGUUCAGAGGUCUAGUUGCCAGUAGGCGAGGAGAAGAGGUCGUGGACCCGCGCAUCGAGAUCCAACCUGCACCAAGAGCAUUGAAGCGGCUCCAACUGAUUUGCCUUCGCUGUAUAGAUUUAGAUGCAAGUAAGCGACCGAAGAUGGGACAGGCUGUACACAUGCUCGAAGCAGAAGAGUUUCCCUAUCGUUCUGAAAGCCGAUUAGCCGCCCAACGUGAUGCCAUCUCCCCCACCAACAGUGCUAGCCCUACUGCUAUCGCCAGAAUUGCGUUGGCUCCAGUCGAAACAGCAGAGAGGUGAUGUGCAGUCUAAAAGGUUUAUAGAGCUUCACCGCCAAAGUUGUAUGAAUAGCCUUAUUCAAAAAAAGGUAUAAUAAGUAUUCCAAGUUUAUCAUGUAAAUCAAGUCGCUCUACUAGUUGAAGGAAGAUAGAGGAAUAAUAGUUUCACAUAUAGCAGUUGUAGAACAACACUUCUAUUAGUUUUGCUAUUAAUGUUUUGUUACACCUCCUGCCGAUGGUACUAAUGUGAUAAUUGAAAGGAAGAUUACCAUUUGGGAUCGACUGUCCAGUGCAUUACAAUAGCAGAGUAGUGCAAUUCGCUCUCCAUCACUAUAAUUUUUUUCUUGCACAACUACAAGCUGUAUAAGUGAUGAGAUUAAUGCAUUUUGUUUAUCCUUCUUUUAGUAAGCAUCUUUGCUGAAGUCUUGAGCGUCCGAUAAUUAAUCUUACUCAAGGAGCUCAUGGUCCAAUAAUUAGUCUUACUCAAGGAGCUCAUGGUCCGACAGUCUUCCUGGAUUCAUGUUAUUCGCUGAGCUAAGAUGUCAUUCAUAAAUCCGAGGGAUUUGUUAAUCCAUGAGAUACAGAUGUCAUAAGCUUUUGUGCAGCAAUUUGUGUAUGUAGUAAAUCAAUGAGAUGCGUUAAAAUUCUUGUGUUCGAGUAGUAAGUUAUAUAAAAGCUAUCCCCAUUGUAUCA
Molecule: messenger RNA, 2343 nt
Organism: Papaver somniferum (opium poppy)
Lineage: Eukaryota; Viridiplantae; Streptophyta; Magnoliopsida; Ranunculales; Papaveraceae
Product: probable receptor-like serine/threonine-protein kinase At4g34500
Exons: 7
Coding region: 221-1672 (483 amino acids)
Biological process (GO): protein phosphorylation
Molecular function (GO): protein kinase activity; ATP binding
Source: RefSeq, a predicted model, not a curated record